GGCUAGCCUGCGCGUCGCCGGCGAAUUUUACCUGCACAAGAUGCGACUGCUGCUCGCGGACCCCGAGGUGGGUGAGUCAAUGGGGACGCUGCUGCAGGCCGAGAACCUGCCGUCCUGGAACUCCCUCAAGGAGGUUGUCGAGAACGCGGACGACUACUACACCGCCCUAGGGUACUUGAUAUUUCACAUAUAGUUUUAUUUUCGGACAUUGUGUAAAAUGGGUGCUCUGCUCCUCAGCCGGUUUCGGUUCUUUGUUGUUCUCGUCGGCCGAGAAGCUGCGAAGUAGGAUGAAAGCCGCUCCAUUUUUUAUCUUCCGCAAUUGCUAGAUGGUGAUCAUCGACACCAGGUCUUUUCUAGGCCUCAUCUGAACCAAAAUUAUUCGUUCUUGCAUGCCACUGGCUUCUACUUCGGAUCAUGGGAUGAUUGAUCCGCUUGCCGCGUCUUCGUCACUUCUACCUGUGGAAAGUAAGAUGCUAGUAGUCGUGCAAGAUGAACUUGUUCUAAAACAACAGGCGAGGGGACCAGCAGGCGGCCGCUGAUUUGGCGUGGAGGCGCGGCGCGGAGUUUGUUCGCAGAAUCCAGGAGCGAGUUUUGGCAGCAAAUGACAGAAAGCCGGUCCUAUUUUUGCUGCAACAUGACGGGGGAACAGACGCCGCUGCCAACGCGGAGGCGCUCGCGCUGGAAGUGCGACCGGGAGAGGC
Amoebophrya sp. A120 is the source of this 701-nucleotide messenger RNA. The record is from the annotation of a GenBank genome assembly. Lineage: Eukaryota; Dinophyceae; Syndiniales; Amoebophryaceae.